Molecule: messenger RNA, 28090 nt
Organism: Xyrichtys novacula (pearly razorfish)
Lineage: Eukaryota; Metazoa; Chordata; Actinopteri; Labriformes; Labridae
Source: the annotation of a GenBank genome assembly
AUGCGCACAUAUAGUCUCCAUACUUCCUCAUGUUGCUCACUGAGCAAAAUGGGUCCCAUCGUUCUUCUUCUCUCUUUUUCUCUGCUGCAUCUGGUUCAAUCAGAAUGUAAGAAUUUUAAUUUAUGGUUCAUAUUGUUGUUACUUUAGGAUGAACUUGUGCUGCUUCAUUGUUUUAACAUUGGUCAAGUCCAAGAAUUGAAUCUGGUUUAGAGGAAGGACAUACUGAGAAAUGAUCGACAGGGUGAGACUCCUCGCUUCAUGUCAGUGCUGGAGUCCACACCCUGUCGAGGUUCAUAUAAAUCUUCCUCAAAAAUUCAUUAUUAAUGUUAACAGUUGAUUUUAAGAUGAUUAAUUGAUUUUAAAAUGAUUUUUGUCAAACUGAUCUAAUCGUUUUAUUGACAGGAUAAACAAGGCGUCUAUAGGAACACUUGUAUCCACCUUAUUUAAUAUCAUACGGCUUCUUCUCUGUGUUUGGUUCUGACUUUGGGAACAGAAAGCACACCUGGAUGGUCUGGAUGGCCCCUACUGACCUAGAAGAUCACUGAUGUUUAAUGGGCCUAAACCACUCAGAGCUUUAUAAACCAGCAGCAGGAUUUUAGAAUCUAUUCUCUGAGAAACAGGGAGCCAUCAAAAACCUCAGGACUGGACUGAUAUGAUCCACUUCUUUGGUCUUGGAGAGGACUCUGGCUGCAAUUUUUCAGACGGACCUAUAAAGACGUGUCACACUAAUUAUGUCGACAGAUGAUAAAAGCAGGGACUGACUUGGUCGGUUGUUUUAAACUUUAACUGCUGAAGCCGCCCACUGAUUUUUAAAACAGCUACCUGGAUUUAAUCUACGUGUUGGCACAUAAACUUGAGGAUUUGCUCAAGGUACUUAGUCAGUGCCCGUAUGAGGCCGUGGUGACCUGGUGGCAUCGUUAUAUAUAACAGUGUUUCAUCAACAUAGUAACAGUACUUGUCUUUUUAUUAACUAUUAUCUGAGUCAGUGGGAGCAUGUAGACGUUAAACAGAGGAGACCCCAGAAUGAAACUUUGAGGGACCCCACAUGUCAUUCUUGUCUGCUCAGAUUUGAAUUUAUCUGAAAACAAAGUCGUCUCUGUUCUUUUGAUAAGAUUCAAACCUGUUGAGUUCAACUUUGUCAAAAGCUGCGCUGAAAUCCAUAAGUACAAAGACUGCAGCUCUACCAUGGUCUGUUUGUAAGCAGGUGCUAUUAAACGUUUUUGUCUUAGUGUGUGUUUGAAAUUAGCUCUGGUGUGAGAAAAAGCUGCGACAGUCGGCUGUAAACCCCUGUCUCUAUUUUCUCACUGGGUUCACUUCAGCAGCUUUGUUUCACCACGUUUGUUUUUCAAGUCAUGCUCAGAGUGAGGAGGUAAAUUCCUGAAGAAAAGCUUUACUGCUCGAGGUUUAGAGCUUCUAUAUUUGUUAACAUAACACAGAUAACUUUUUAUGAGACAUCAUAAGAACUGAAUGAGGGUGUGUUGAUGUCCUAAUCAACACUGUCAGUGUCGGACUUCGCUGUUGAUUGUAAGAUAUUAGAAAUUUGUUUUUUGUUUUUCAAAAAGCUGCAGUUCAGUGACAAUUUUCUUUGUGUUUGUUCAUAACUUUACGAACAAGGAGUCAAGUGAUCUUUGAUAUGGAAAACUAAUUAUGUCUUCUUUAACCAUAUGAGUGAUUUUGAUUUUUUUUUUCUUUUGUUUGCAGUGACUCCUGUGUUUGUGAAGACAGGAGAGGAUUUACUCCUAAAUGUCCAAACACCUGUUACUCCAGGAGAUGAUGAUCAAAUAACAUGGAAAGUAAAUGACACGAAAGUUAUUGCAAGGUUUUUUGGUUUUUUGAACCAAUCACGAAUUAUUGGCAGUUAUUCUGGAAGGGUUACACUUUUUGAAGAUAAUUUCUCUCUGCUGUUGAAGAGCGUGAGAAAGAGUGACAGUGGAGAUUAUAGAGCUCAUGUUUCUGGUGUCGCUAACAAAGAUUUGGCUGAAUACAAGGUCACAGUUCUGGGUGAGUCUCUGAACAUUUCAAAUACUGAUAAAGUUUUUUUUCUUGUUUCAAAGCUGCUAACUCUGCCCUUGUUUCUCACAGAUCCAGUGUCUCCAGUGAGACUGACCGUGAACUCCUGCAGCUCAGACUCCUCCAACCUCACAGUGACCUGCAGCACUCAGGACUCUCUCAUCAGAGCAACUUUCACAUGUGACAACCAAACCUGCUCUGAAGAGAGAGGAGACAGAGGAGAGUUUGCCACACCUGGGACUUCUCUCAGAGUCUACCUGGAAAAUGGCUCAGUCAUCUGUAACUAUAGCAACGAGGUCAGCUGGACAGAGGACAUCAAAACGAUUGAAGAUCUUUGUGGAAAGGAUCCCAGUAAGACUCAGACUUCACAACAAUCUGACAGUACCUCACACUGUAGUUUGAAGCCUCAGUGAAAAUGAUAUGUAGUUUUCUGUUCACGUGUUCAGUGUGUUUUGGACGUUGGUUAGCAAAGAUAUGCCCAGGUGGCAAAAACAACGCACAGGUUAAGCUCAGCUGGUGUUGUCUUUGCAUUUUUACAACACAGUUUUGUUUGAGAUGAUGGAAAAGAGAUCAUCCAGAGAAAGGUGGUAAAUGUGAUCACCAUCAUUAAUCACCUAGAAUGACAUUACAAUAAAACUGUAGCACUGGAAAAGCAAAAAUUAACAAAGCGUAACGCUAACACACACACGCGGGCACGCAUGCACGCGCACACACACACACACACACACACACACACACACACACACACACACACACACACACACACACACACACACACACACACACACACACACACACACACACCAACACACACAGUGUUAGAUAAGAAUGCAUCCACCUUUUCUGAUUUUUAAAUCUGGCUUUUUUUUGCUUUGUUUUAACAGAAUAUGAAUUUUCUAAAGGCAGCACUAACAUCUGGGCGAUUGUUGUCUCCAUCGUCGCUGUUGUUGUUGUUGCAGCUGCGGUUGUUCUGGUCAUUAGAGUACUAAAAAAAAGACGAAAAGGUAAGUCAGAAGUUAAGAUGUAAAGUCCUCUUAAUCCUAAGUCUUUUCUAGAUGUUUCAAUUCUUUUUAUUUUCAAAGUUUAUUUUCAGCCCAUGUGUGUUAUGAUACAGUUGUUAAUUUAGACUCUUCAGAUAAACUAAAUCUUAAGUCCUGCAGACACUGCACAGUAUAGAGGCCAUUCCCAUUGGUUAGAUCUAUUUAUAUAUAUUUAUAUUUACAAAAAAUAGUAAAAUGUAAAAGGAUAAAAGUCCCUUUUAAUCAAUAAUUUCUGAACUUUUAGAGUCCCUUGUUUAUAUUUUUAUUACUUUUAUAAAAUUCUGUGCAGAAAAACUGGACUUUUGGUUUGACUCUGAGUCAAUUAUACACUUAAAUUUAGGACUCAGCCUAAUUGCAGCUUGAGUAAAAUCAAUUUAAUGUCUACUUCAACAUGUUGUUUUUUUAUGGAUGAUCUGCAGAUAAAACAGAGAGCGUGGAAAAUACAGUAUAUGAAGAUGUAAAGGUAUGGGGCAAGAUUUUUUUUCAACACCACUCUCCUAAAUUUCUUAGACAUGCACGCUCAUAAUUUUCCUUUUUCCUUAAAUAGACUAACUUACACAAAAAGAGAUGCAAAAUAAAAACUCAACAUUUACACCCUAACAUUCGUGUUCCUGUCGACCAUCACUAUGAGAAGUUAUCCUACCUGGGGGUUAACUGACUAUUCAUGACCUCUGAGCCCUUUAAACUAAUGUCUGCAUUAAUCUGCUGUUCAGGUCCUGCUGCUCACUUUGUUUCUCAUACAUCCAUGUCUGUUUUCAAUCUGCUUUAAUGUAAUGAGGAAAAGUGGAGCAACACAAUACUUCAUAAACUAUCCACAUCACCAGCCCUGUGAUAGAAACUUCUUUGGAUGUGACAUUAUUAUUUGCAAUGCUUUUUACUUUGUUGGUGUAGCAUUUAGGUUGCCAUAAAUCCUGCAGAGUCAAACUAUGCUUUUAUUUUGAAUUAUGCUACCUCUAGUUCAUCAAAAGUUACAGAACUGACAGAAAACAGUCAAAAGAAAUGUCAAAAAGUAUAAAUGUUCAAGUGACCAAAGAGGCACAAGCCCUGACAAUGAUUUUGGAUUCUUAAUAAAUCUGAAAGUCAUCUUUUAAAAGUGCCAAAUCAUCUCUCAUUAGGCUACUACAGCUAGCUUGCUGGCAGUCUGCAACAUUUCUCAGUUUUAUGACAUGAGAUAACCAGCGUAAGUGCCAGUCUUACUUUCAGGAUCAUUUCAGCACAGUAUCAGUUAUUUUAACUUUUUACAAAGACCGUUACUGUCCUACUUUGGACCUGAAUAUUUUCAGGAUGAACAACAGUUCACCUCUCUCUCUCUGCUGCAGCAGUAUCCUCUUGUAUCUGGUCCAUUUUAUUUGAAUUAAGUUUUCCCCUGUCUUUUGUAUUUACUUGCUUCAUGCAACAUUUUCAUGCAUUGUUAGAAGAGGUUGUGUUGAGCUUUGGUUUAAUGUCUAAUAAGGUUCGAUGCAUUCAUUUGACCGGGUAUUGUCUUUCAAUGUAGCUGCUGUCUGUUGUGUUAGUUAAUGUUUAGCCAUCCUAAGCUAAAGUGAUUUUAUAAUGACUGAAAUAUUUAAUUCCUGCAGUCACAUACAGGACAGAUUAAAGACCAUCAGCUAAUAUGUGAAUGUAACUGAGUAAAAACAUCAUUAAAGCAUCACCCUUCAUUUGUAGACUGAUUGAUCUAUCGUAAUCAUUGAUCCAGAAGAACAAAGCUUUUGGAAAGUUGUGCUGUUUAUGAGCUCUUAUUAAAUUAAGUGAGAACACUUCACAUACUUUGAGACAAAAAUGAUCCAAAUAAUCUUUUCUGUUGUAUACUUUUAAGGCCGGGAGUACAAACCAGACUCAAGAGCAGAGACCAACGAAUGAAGACCCCCCAGCUGAGACUCCAUCCACAAUCUACCAUUUGUUAGGGCAACCCACGAACCCUGAAGCACCCGCUGUGACAACAAGCAACCCAAUACCAGAGAGCUUGUACGCCACAGUAGAAAAGCCAGCAAAGUCCAGCUGAGACCACCCAGCAAGAAAGGUGUCACAUCCCUCAGAUGGGAUUUCCUCAUACCUCUCUGAUUUCUCAAUAUGGAUGAGAGGAACAUCACCUUCAGCUGAUCCGAUCAAUAUCCAGCUUGAUCAACCAAACCCAUGCCGAAGUGGUCACUGGAAUUGACUCAGCUUAAAGCCUUUUAAACCAACCAAGGUUCACAGCAGCAAUGCAAACCAACAGAAAAUGAAUUAAUGAGUCCAACCAGAAAUGACCACAACUGCCCCCAAAGCUUUGAUGUAACUGCAGGGUAUGUAAAGACCUACUUUCUAUGUGCCACCAGGGGUUGAAAGAUGAUGCUAAAGGACUGAGCCUCUCCUGGAUACGCUAUCUACUGUGGAUUUGCACCAUAUUCAGAGGGAUGUCCUCAUUUCCAUGAACAGUGGCGUAGGUAGAUGACUCACAAGUGCUGGUCGCUACCAUGUCCACUGAAUCACAGGGCCUAAAUUGCUUGUUUAUGCCGAUUUGCCCUCUUUUACAUUAUGAGGGUCAGAUCUUAUAUGGCAGUGCAUGGAAUACAGCUCCAGGUACAGUCUCUUGUAUAAACACGGUUGGACAACAGCAACUCCUUACUUGGAGCAGACCUCCCAGCAGAUGAUCCAGAUUGCAGCAGCUCCAGACCAAAACGGCAUAUAUCACUUUGAUGCUCAUGCCUCUGGAACCCCACAUCUGGCAUUGAGCAUUGACAGGCGUCUGGUGCUCCCAUCACAACAGCAACCCAGGUCACCAGACAGACUUUUCUCCUCUGUUUCCCCCCUCAGAGACUCUUUUUGCCGUUACGAAAAGCUUGAGCUAGACUCUUCUUCACCAGCAGAAGUCUUCCACUGGCUUUUGUGAGUCACCUUGAAUUAAAUGAUCUUAAUGCUAUGAUAAAGGUGAUAAGGUUUAAAUUGACUGGAAGUUCAAUAACAGCUUCCUCCAUGUAUGCUCUUUCUAAUGUUGUUAAGUUGCAGCAAUAACUGGAUAUGCGCUAACAGCUGGCACAAAAAACUUCCGUCCAAAACUUCCUCUUCUCUACACUUGUCGUCGUUUGCACGUUCAACCGUUUUAACUUCAAUACAAGAUAUUCUGUUGUAAUGAAAUGUUUUAGAUAUCGUUCCCCUUAUUAUCAGGGCAGCAGAGGAAAAAGAGGAAAUGUGAGGAGGAGAGGAAGGUGGGGUAGAGUUAAAGCUAUGAGUUGAAUGAGGAAAUGCUGCUGUGAAGACUUGAGCUUCUGUGAAGAAUGUGCUAAAGGGGCGGCUGUGGCUCAAAGGUAGAGCAGGAAGGUUGGGGGUUCAACCCCAGAUCCUGCUGCCCACAUGCUAGACAAGACACCUGACCCCACCUGCCCCCACCGCACAGUGGUUUAAACCGAUGGGUGCCUUGUAUAGCAGCCUCUGCUAUCAGUGUGUGAAUGUGACGUGUGAUGUAAAAGCAGGUAAGUGGAUAGAAAGGAUUAUAGAAAGAUGUAUUUAUCAUAAUAAUGAUUUUUAUGCUUGUUGCAGCACAGAAAGAACUGUUCAUAAAUAUUUCUAAGAUGUUUUUGAUAUUUGUAUGUUUUUUUGUGUAGAUACUGUUAUUUUAUAAGUUUAUCUUGAAAUUUAGCAACUUGUCAUGGCAGGCAGGUAUUUUGCAGACAUCUGCUGGUAUUGACUGGUACGCUCUGUAUGCAUGAAAGCAAAAAUAUUUCUGAUGAUUCAGUCAUAUCAUUUUUUUGAACCUUAUAACUUGGUUGUGCAGUUGACUUGUUGGCCUGCUUGUGAUGAAUAACUGUUUCAGCAUUUCACUAUAUGACUAAAAUCAAAAAAGCACAUAGAGGGGGGCUGGCUCUAUUAACUGGUUUGUGACUUCUCUUUCCGAACUGGGAACUAACACCAAUUCACAAACCACAGACCAGUGUCUUUACUUACAAAGUUUUGGACCAAACAGACCAACAUUACUUGUCUUUACAGAAUCAGUUUAAGAGAUUACAAACUCAACAGACCACUAAAGUAUGCAGUUGUGUGUUGUAUCCAUAAACUGAACAAAAAUGAAUAAACUUUCGAACAAUAGUGUAAAAAUUGCACAUUAUUAUACUCUCAAAACUCGCUCAGUUUCAUGGUCUGCAGAAAUCUGAAACCUGGUUACGUCGGCAGUUUCUUAAUAAAGGGGCAUAAAUGACCAGUACAUAAUGUAAGUUUAAUGUUUGAAAAUGUUUUACUGUCAGCUGUAUUUUAAUGUAAAAGAUUUUGUAAUGUACAUUUUGAAAAGCAAAUAAAAUUUAUUUUUAUACUGGUAUUAUUUGUGAAUAAGUAUGCAUGUACGUAAGAUAUGCACGUGUGUGUAUGUUCAUAUAUACAGUGUAUAUAUAAAACAAUUUGUAGUAUUAGAAUCAAGGUUCCUUACACUCAUAUUUACUUCAAAAUCAUGUUUAUGUGAAAGAAAACAACCUUUCAGCCUUAAAUUUAAAGGUUAAAGUUACAUCCAGAAAUGAGGGAAGUCUUACAGAGUCAGAAAAGUUUAGUUAAAAAAUAUGUUGAAAUUUACCAGCUUUGUAAGAAAAUUUUGGAGUCCACCUGGUAAACCUGAGACCAGAAAACUUAUUUCUGAACAAAUGCGAAUACCUGCUCACAGUGUAGCUGCAGCAAAAGACAGAAAAAACAAAUGCGAAAAAGUGAGAUAGCGUAUGUGGAGAAUUAGUAAUUUUUUUUCUUCUUGAGCUUCACUAUGAUGUGGACACUGAUGAUUGCACACAGCAUGAUGAACAGACCGGAGGAGAUCACUAUUAUCUUCAGCAUGCACACAGAGAUACCUGCAAAAACUGGAACUGAAACACACACACGAAAACAAACAGGGUGUUUGAUUUAACAGAGUGAUGCAGCAGGUGAAGACGGUGACAUUUCAGGACAACUGAAGAGGGGACAGGGAAUCAGCCUUGAUGUAAAACCUGAACUGAACAGAAAUUGUAAAGACUGACACGUCUGUGAGAUUAACAAAACCAAACUAGACUACACACUGGAGAAUAAACGUGUCUAUAGAGCUAUUUAUAAUGUUCGGUGACGCUCUUACCAAAACUGGUGGCUGAAGAAGCCAUUUAUAACACGACACGCUCACCGACAGAACCUCAGUUUGAAUUUUAGUUUAAGAGUCAGAACAGGACUUUACAUCUACCCAGACUUUGGAGUCAGAUUCAAGUUGUAACUUGUGCUCAUGUUGAUGUAAUCUCAGCUGGAAACCUUUAAACUUCAUCCUAUAUCUGAAGUAAUGUUCAAAUUAGGCUAGUUAGUUAGUUGCAUUCAAGUUCUAGUUAGUAGUAGUCAUGAGAUGACCGUUAAUCUGCUUUCUACACAACCUUUUUUGCUAAACUCUAAUGAAACCAGCUGCAGUGUUUGCGGACAACAAUGAUCAGACGGGCCUUUACGCCGAUUAUCAUGCAUCAUAAAAUUGAGACUGCGAACUGCUUACGAGGUCGCUGAUCAGCCCUCUCAGAGAUGAUUCAGCAUUUUGAAAACUGGUUUUGAAGAUACUGACCUUGUUUUAUUUUCAAGCUUUCCAUAAAUAUUACUUUAAUAUCAUUAUUGUGAUAAUCAUGAGGUGGAAAUCUGAUGUCAUGACAGCAGGUACGGUGCAUCAUUUCAGCAUUUUUGUUGGUAAAAAUCAGGCAAAAGUUUUUUCUAAACAUUACCUGUUAUAGUAUUUCAUAGAUAUUUGCUGAGACUCAGAGUGGGGAGCUUGUGUCUCAUUUAACUAAACGGCAAACAUUGCAUUAAUGUUUUAAAGUCUUACCAGCAUAUACGGUGCAGAAAUCUUCAAUCCAUUUGAUGUCCUCUGUCUUGCUGACCUGGUUGCUAUGGUAACAGAUGAUCGCACCAUCCUCCAGGUAGACAUGUAGAGGAGCAGCAGGUGUGGUAAACUCUGCUUCUGUCUCCUCUCUCUUCAGAGCAGGUUUGGUUGUCACAUGUGAAAGUUGCUCUGAUGAGAGAGUCCUGAGUGCUGCAGGUCACUGUGAGGUUGGAGGAGUCUGAGCUGCAGAAGUUCACGGUCAGACUCACCGGAGAUACUGGACCUGUGAGAAACAAGGAGAGAGUUAACAGUUUAGAAAUGAAGAGGAUACUUUACAACAAUAUUUGAAAUGUUCAGAGACUCACCCAGAACUGUGACGUUGUAUUGAGCUACAACUGUGAUGUUGUCAGAAACAUGAGCUCUGUGGUUCCCACUGUCACUCUGUCUCAGAUUCUUCAACAGCAGGGAGUAAUUUUGAGCAAAAAAAUCAGCCCGUCCUAAAAAGCUCUUGUAGAUUGUUUUGCUUGCAUCAGAAAAUUUUGCAAGACUUUGAGUUUCAUUUAAACUCCAUGUUAACUCACGGCCCUUCUCAAGAGCAACAGUGUCCUCCAAAUCCAGGAGGAAAUCCUCUCCAGUCUGCACAAACACAGGAGUCCCUGCACAUCGACAAUGAAUGACUUAAAUUAACUGAAAUAAAAUCAUUUCUUUUCCCUGCUGACAAAACAGUUGGAUUGCUGUUCCUUCUUCUUGGGCAUGUACAUUCAAUAAAAUGAAAAUGACUCCUACCUUGCACCUUUGCACAGAGCAGCAGCCCCAGAAUCAAAAAGACGGACAUCGUUGAGUCUCUGUUGUCCUCUCUGCUUCGAUGUGAAUGUCUCUGCUUCACUACAGGAACACACCUCAGAGAAAAAACCAUGCUGGUGAUGUGUUUUCCUGUCCAGCCCUGAAAGACAGUUGACAGACAAACCGUUUCUAUUCUUGAAGAUCAAGAAUAGAAACAGCUACAGUUAAACAUUUCUACAAGAGUAGAAAUGUGCAGAUGGUUCAGAAGGUAUCCUCGCAGCCUCGUGAGGCAGAGGCCAUCUCACCUUUACCCUCAGAUCCUGUGGUAGAGCCUUCAUCACCAGUCAGCGUUUCUGCUCUUUCUCCCCUCCAGCUGAGCGCUUCAGUGGAUUGCAAUGUGACCUCCCCUUCCGACCUUUCCAAGGAAGACUUAAUCAGCAGUGGAGAAGGAGAGUGACUUGUUUCGUCAUUGAGUUUGACACUCCUAGCUGCUGAGAGUGAUUGUCUCUGAAGGUCUGGAUUUCUGGAGUUCAGCCCACAACCCAGGUCAGUCAAGUCAGACCUGCAAGAGUGCCUCCUGUGCCCCUUGAAAUUGGGAUUUGCAACCCUGACAUUGACGGUGACAAACCCUCACGAUCAGGGAGAGCUUGUCUUGCCUGUGGCUGUAUCGCAGCGGUCUGAUGGAGUUCUUUUGGAGUCUAAAAUCAGUGAGAAACAUAACUGGAGGGGUUUCAAACUCCUCACACAGGGUCAGGAACCAUCAGGAGAACCAUCAUACCUGUCCCCUGACUUCAUCUCCACCCUUGUCUAGGCAGUACUUGGACUGUGAGAGUCCUGAUUUGUAAGAAAACUGAUGGUUGAGUUUGUUUGUCCCUCCUAGUGAGUGUUAAAAUAUGACCAUGGCUGAUGAAAAGACACAAACCUGCUAUAAAGAGAGUUUUAUUUUUAUAACAGCUUGUUAUUUUUUUUAAGAUCAGACCAGACUUUUUAGGGCUCUGAGGAAAUCAGCUCUGUCACAAGAUUCAUCCCACCUUCACACAAUUGUAUCAGAAAAAGAAAAAGAAAGAAAAAGUCAAACUGCUCAGAGUCUGUACUGUGAAAAAAUUCAAAUUUGCUUCUUGUACACCUUCUGUUACAGCCACUUCCUUUUUCCUCUAACUGUGUUUCACACCUCUUGCAUUUCCGGCAUGCAACAUAAAAAACUUGUGGUGAGCUGUCACAGUUUCCACAUCAGACUCAGUUCAGAGAAAAAGGAACAAGCGAACAAGCUUGUGUAAAAACUAUCCACUCUGAAUACCAGGAAACUGACCGAGAGUUAGUGGAGCCACACAAAGAUGAACAAAUAUUCAUUCAUGCUGUGGAAGAAAUAAGAUAUUUUCUCAGAUUUUUGCAGAAAAAGGCACAGAGAGAUAAGUGACAUGUUGAAUACACUCAAAAGAAAAAAAAUCCAAUAUACAACUUUUAGUUAAAGACAAUGUUAUGAUACUAGACUACAAAGGUGCUGAAUUCAUGGUUUUCACUCGUCCACCUCCUCCACCUGUCUCUGUGUUUUAGCACCAUCUACUGUGCAUCAGUGGAACAGUGUCAACUCAAGUCGCUUUCAGGCAAUCAGUUUGAGGUAUUUACAAGAUUAAUGUUGGAGGAGGGGUUUUGUUUCCUCCUCUUGGCCUUCUCUAUGAUGUGAACGCUGAUGACGGCACACACCAUGACGAUCAGACCAGCAGAGAUCACUAUGAUCUUCACUCUGCACAGAGAGAAGUUUGUGGAGACGACCUGGAGAUCUGAAAAACAACAACAAAAAACAUCACAAAAGAGGUGCAGCUGAUCGACUUCAACAUCAACACAAGAGUGGAGUCAGAAAUAAAUCACCUAGAUCAGAGAGCAUUUUUAGCUCUAGGUAUUUCCAAUUUGACCAGACUUUGAACUUUGUUUAUUUGUGAGUUUUACCAUAAAGUCUUACCUGGACACCUUUCACAAAAGUCUUCAAUCUUUGUGAUGUCUUUUUCCCUGCUGACCUGGUUGCUAUACUCACAGAUGACUGACUCUUUAUCCAGGUAGACAUGUAGAGAAGGAGCAGGAGCAGUAAAAUUAACUCGGUCCCCUCUCUCUUCAGAGCAGGUUUGUUUGUCACAUGUGAAAGUUGCUCUGAUGAGAGAGUCCUGAGUGCUGCAGGUCACUGUGAGGUUGGAGGAGUCUGAGCAGCAGUUUACGGUCAGACUCACUGGAGACACUGGAUCUGUGAGAAACAAGGAGUGAGUUAACAGCUUUUAAACAAGAAAAAAACUAUAAAUUACUAUUCAAAAUGUUCAGAGACUCACCCAGAACUGUGACCUUGUAUUCAGCCACAUCUUUGUUAUCAUCUCCAGUAACAUGAGCUCUAUAAUCUCCACUGUCACUCUUUGUCACGCUCUUCAACAGCAGAGAGAAAUUAUGCACAAAGAAUUCAGCCCUUCCAAGAUAAUCUUUGAAAACUGGUGUCCCAUCUUUAGGAAACCUUGAUAUACCUUUAGACUGAUCAUUAUUAUUUAGUGUUACUCUCCAUGUAAUUUGAUCUUCCUCUCCUAGAGUAACAGGUGUUUGGAUGUCCAGGAGUAAAUCCUCUCCUGUCUUCACAAACACAGGAGUCACUGCAAAAAGAACAGUUAUUAAAACUAAUACAAUUUGAUUUAUUUACAUUAAAAUAAAUUAUCUGACUUCUAGUAUGUUAACAUUAUUGCUAAACCCACAGAAAUGAAUCAGCUGACUGAAGGUGCAAAGACACUUGUAAUUAACUUUCCAUUAAAUCAAGUUCAGAUGAUGCUGCUGGACUGUAGUCCUUUGUACGUUUGAUCUUUACUUUUAUUUUUAACUUGAACAUAACCACGAAACAUUUGAUUUACGGCCUCAGAACACACUGUUAAGUUUCAGGUUUAAACAUAAGUGAAUAUUUGUCUCGUACCUUCAGCCUUUAUGCCGAGCAGCAGUCCCAGAACCAAAAAGAUGGACAUCAUGAAGUCUCUGCUGUCCUGUCUGUCCUCAAAGCUGAACUGAGUGUCUGUUUUAAUUUAAUAAUUCACCACAGGAUGUGUUAUUUCUGUCACAGCCACAGUGCAAGACGGUUUAGCCUGUAAGAGUCUAAAGCUUGUCUACUUGCUAUUAAAACCACUUCCUUUUUUUCUUUAUCUGCAUGCUAAUUCUUUUUCAGUACAACCAAAAAUCUGUUUUUGCUUCACCAACUCUUCUCCUGACAACAAAGUGAACAAAAAGAAAAUGGAGAAAAAGUCUUUCCAGAAAUAUCGUUCAGCACUGUUGAGUAGAAAUGUCACAAAAGUUUGGACUGAUUUCUUUAUGUCUGUGUUUUUGUUGAUGUAAAUCUCUCUGGGUCUGUUGUCUGUGAAAUCUGCUUCAUAAGUUAAAUGUGCUUACUCAUGUACUCACAGUAUGACUCAGCUUUUUUAAUUUUGAUUGUUGUUGUUUUCCUCUCUGUGUGUUUCACUUUGAACCUGCAUUUAUGGACAAAGCAGCAAACUUUGUUCACAUACAAUUCUGUUGGAACACGUUUUUAAGCCCUUGUGGUGAUUCCCACUACAGAGUCAUGUCUGUUUUUAAUAGACUGCUGCCCAGGAGCCCAAACUUUAGGGCUAUCCUGAACUAGUUUUUGUUUUUGUCUUUUUUUUUUUUUUAGGAAAAAAGUGCUUAUUCAAACCUGAGAAUCAUCAUUUGAAACGACUCAAAAUGCACAAAUGCACAGAGCCACACAAAUGUUCAUAUAGAUUAAUUGUUCUAAUGCAAAGUAAGUCAAUAUUUUGUAGGUGCUUCCGGCAAAUGACAUCUCCAGAGUUCACCUUUAAUAUUGUUAUUCUGCAAAGUUAACUCAUAUAAAAGGGGCUGAAAAAGAUCAAUUUGAAAAGAUAAGUUUAAUGAAUGAAAAUCAAUGAAAAACAGUAUUGAAUAAAAGAAAAAAAGCGACCAGGCUGUAUAUGAAAGCGCUGAAUUCAUGUCUAGGAUUAGAUCUUCACUUCCUCUUACUGAACUUCUCUAUGAUGUGAACGCUGAUGACGGCACACACCAUGAUGAUCAGACCAGCAGAGGUCACUAUGAUCUUCACUCUGCAGGGGGAGAUGUUUGAGGAGACGUCCUGGAGAUCUGAAAAACAACAACAAAACAUCAUAGAAGAGGUGCUGAUGAUCAACUUCAACAUCAACACAAGAGUGGAGUCAGAAAUAAAUCACCUAGAUCAGAGAACAUUUUUAGUGUAAAGUAUUUCCAAUUUGACCAGACUUUGAACUUUGUUUAUUUUUGAGUUUUACCAUAGUGUCUUACCUGGACACUUUUCACAAAACUCUUCAAUCUUUCUGAUUUCCACUGUCCUGCUGACCUCGUUGCUAUGCUUACAGAUGACUGACUCUUUCUCCAGGUCGACAAACAUAGAACUAGCAGGUGCAGUUACUUCUCCUCUGUCUCCUCUCUCUUCAGAGCAGGUUUGUUUGUCACAUGUGAAAGUUGCUCUGAUGAGAGAGUCCUGAGUGCUGCAGGUCACUGUGAGGUUGGAGGAGUCUGAGCUGCAGGAGUUCACGGUCAGACUCACUGGAGACACUGGAUCUGUGAGAAACAAGGAGAGAGUUAACAGCUAUGAAACAAGAAAAAAACUAUAUAUUACUAUUCAAAAUGUUCAGAGACUCACCCAGAACUGUGACCUUGUAUUCAGCUGCAUCUUUGCUAUCACCACCAAAAACAUGAGCUCUAUAAUCUCCACUGUCACUCUUUGUCACGCUCUUCAACAGCAGAGAGAAAUUAUUAGCAAAGAAUUCAGCCCUUCCUUGAUAAUCUUUGAAAACUGGUGUCCCAUCUUUAGGAUAUCUUGAUAUACUUUUAGACCUAUCAUUAUUAUUUAGUGUUACUUUCCAUGUUAUUAGAUCAUCCUCUCCUAAAGUAACAUGUGUUUGGAUGUCCAGGAGUAAAUCCUCUCCUGUCUUCACAAACACAGGAGUCACUGCAAAAAGAACAGUUACCAAAAUCAUUAAUACAAUUUGAUUUAUUUAUAUUAAAAUAAAUGAUCUGUCUUCUAGUAUGUGAACAUUAUUGCUAAACCCACAGAAAUGAAUCAGCUGACUGAAGGUGCAAAGACACUUGUAAUUUACUUUCCAUUAAAUCAAGUUCAGAUGAUGCUGCUGGACUGUAAUCCUGUGUAAGUUUGAUCUUUACUUUUAUUUUUAACUUGAACAUAACCACAAAACAUUUGAUUUAUGACCUCAGAAAACACUGUUAAGUUUCAGGUUUAAACAUAAGUGAAUAUUUGUCUCGUACCUUCAGCCUUUACACAGAGCAGCAGUCCCAGUAUCACAAAGAUGGACAUCAUGAAGUCUCUGCUGUCCUGUCUGUCCUCACAGCUAAAGUGAGUGUCUGUUUUACUUUAAUAACUCACCACAGGAUGUGUUAUUUCUGUCACAGCCACAGUGCAACACGGUUUCGCCUGUGAGAGUCUAAAGCUUUUCUACCUGCUAUUAAAACCACUUCCUUUUUUUCUUUGUCUGCAUGUUAAUCAUUGAGUAAAACCUUAAAUCUGUUUUAGCUUCACCAACUCGUCUCCUGACAACAAAGUAAACAAAAAUAAAAAGGAGAAAAAAGUCUUUCCAGAGAAAUUGUUCAGCACUGUUGAGUAGAAACGUCACAAAAGUUGGUUUGGACUGAUUUCUUCAUGUCUGUGUUUUUGUUGAUGUAAAUCUCUCUGGGUCUGUUGUCUGUGAAAUCUGCUUCAUAAGUUAAAUGUGCUUACUCAUGUACUCACAGAAUGACUCAGAAUUUUAGUUUUAAUUGUUGUUGUUUUCCUCUUUGUGUGUUUCACUUUGAACCUGCAUUUAUGGACAAAGCAGCAAACUUUGUUCACAUACAGUUCUGUUGGAAGAAGUUUUUAAGCCCUUGUGGUGAUUCCCACUACAGAGUCAUGUCUGUUUUUAAUAGACUGCUGCCCAGGAGCCAAAAGAUCAGGGCCAUCCUGAACUGUUUUUUUUUGGAUGAUGGACAGUUUCACUGAAACUAUAGAACAUUUAUUAAAUGUUUUACUGGCGUCGGAUUUUAAACAAGGAAAUAAAAAAAGAAAUGAAGCAACAACAUGAAUAGAAGCUGCUUUAAUUAGUUUCCUCAUAGACCAAAAAGUGCUCAUUUAAACUUGAGAAUCAUCAUUUAAAACAUAUAAAAAAUGCACAAAUGCACAGAGUCACACAAAUGUUCUUAUAGAUUUAUUGUGCUAUCAAAGAAAGGCGAUAUUUUUUAGGUAUUUCCAGCAAAUAACAUCUCCAGAGUUCACUUUUAACAUUGUUUUUCUGCAAAGUUAACUCAUGUAAAAGGGGCUAAAAAAGGUCAAUUUGAAAUGAUAAGAUAAAUAAAUGAAAAUCAAUGAAAAACAGUAUUGAAUAAAAGAAAAAAAGCAACCCAACUGUAUAUGAAAGUGCUGAAUUCAUGUCUAGCAUUAGAGCUUCACUUCCUCUUCCUGAACUUCUCUAUGAUGUGAACACUGAUGACAGCACACACCAUGAUGAUCAGACCAGCAGAGGUCACUAUGAUCUUCACUCUGCAAGGAGAGAUGUUUGCAGAAACGUCCUGGAGAUCUGAAAAACAACAACAAAACAUCAUAGAAGAGGUGCAGCUGAUCAACUUCAACAUCAACACAAGAGUGGAAUCAGAAAUAAAUCACCUAGAUCAGAGAGCAUUUUUAGCUCUAGGUAUUCCCCAUUUGACCAGUUUUGAACUUUGUUUUUCUGCAAGUUUUACCAUAAAAUCUUACCUGAGCUCUUUUCACAGAGGUCAUCAAUCUUUCUGAUGACUUUUUCACAGCUGACCUCGUUGCUAUGCUUACAGAUGAUCGCAUCAUCCUCCAGAUAGACUCUGAGAGACGCAUCAGGUGUGGCAAACUCUGCUCCUUCUCCUCUCCCUUCAGAGCAGGUUUGGUUGUCACAUGUGAAAGUUGCUCUGAUGAGAGAGUCCUCGGUGCCGCAGGUUACUUUGAGUUUGGAGGAGUCUGAGCUGUUGGAGUUCACGGUCAGACUCACUGGAGAUACUGGAUCUGUAGGAAACAAGGAGAGCUUCAACAACAGUUUAGAAAUGAGGAGGUGUUUUAUUUUUAUGUUUGAAAUAUUCAGAGACUCACCCAGAACUGUGACCUUGUAUUCAGCCACCUCUUUGUUACCAUAACCAUAAACACUCGCACUGUAAUCUCCGUUGUCUCUCUUUGUCACUUUCUUUAACAGCAGAGAGAAAUUAUGUGCAAAAAGUUCAGCCCUUCCUGAAUAACUGUCGUCAACUCGUAGUCUCGUAUUCAAUAACCAUGCAAUCUCUCUAUAGACAUUUAAACUCCAUGUUAUGCGAUCAUUCUUUGUACGAGUAAAAGGUGUUUGGACGUCCAGGAGCAAAUCCUCUCCUGUCUGCACAAACACAGGAGUCCCUGAAGAAAAGAACAGAUAUUAAAAUCAUUAAUAUGAUACGAUCAAUAAAAAGCUGAGUCUGUAUGUUGACGCUAUUGCUAAACUUAUAAAAACGAAUCAGCUGACUGAAGGUGCAAAGACACUGUAAUUCACUCCACAUGAAAUCAAGUUCAGAUGAUGCUGCUGGACUUCAGUCCUGAGUACGUUUGCUCUAUACUUUUAUUUUUAACUUGAAUAUAAACAAUAGAAAUUUAAUUUAUGACCUUUAUAAAACACUGUUAGGUUUCAGUUUAAAGUUAAGAGAAUAUUUGUCUCGUACCUUCAGCCUUUACGCAGAGCAGCAGUCCCAGAAUCACAAAGACGGCCAUCAUGGAGUGUAUGCAGUCUUGACGGCUGAACUGAGCGUCUGCUCCACUUUAAGAACUCACUACAGGAUGUGUUACUGCUAUCAAACCGGCAAAGAUUAUCAGGGAGAUUGAAAACACUGCAAAUAAAACUGCUUCAUUUAAUUCUUAUAUCUGUAUUUACAACUCUGCAGUUGUGCAACACGAAAUUAACAGUUUCCUCUAAUAAAAAAAAAAAGACCUCCUUUACACCUCUUAUGUCAUGAAAUCCUCAUUAUCUAUUUUCUGUUGAAAAAUGGUCAUCUUGAUUAAACAUGUUUUUCAUAUGAAAAUGACUCUGUGCUGGAUCCGAUCUAGAUAAAGGCCCAGAGCUUAGGUCUGAGAUCAGCUGACCAAUCAUGCGACCUGUGCUGUGCCCCACAGGGUGUGUCCUCUGCUCUCUACCUGACCUCUGUUAAAGGUGCAUUGUGCAGAAUUUUGCAGCAUUUCCCCAAAGAACCUGAAUAAAUAAUGCAGAGGUUUGUUUGGAUAAGGUUGUAUUGAAUUAAAUAUAUUUAAUAUAUGUUAUAAGUGGGGAUUUUGGUCUGGAAAUUCUGGUGGGGCCAUGCAGGAAAAUCACAUACUGCAAUCCAGAAAUACCAGAUAUUACUCUCAUACCCUGUAAGAGAGAGUGGACCACAGCACCUUUGACGACAAAACUGCAGCUGAGUAAGACCAUCACACAAACAAUGUCAACCUGGCGACAUGUAUUAUCAUACCAAUAGCGCCACCAAAUGGCAGCGUUCAAGACCUCACAAUGUCAAAUACUUGAGAUCAAAACAACGUGACAAUAAUACAAACACAACCUAAUACACAACAAUCAAUAUACAAAGCCACUAAACACAAUAUACCACAGCCAAACAGCCAUUUUAGCACCAAAGACAGGUGAACAGCACCCUUGGGGAGCCCAUGUAAGAUUGUGUCAACCAAACACAUUAAGCAUUACAUGAAUUUGACUUUUAUUCAAACAAUAUGUAAACUAUAUUAUAAAGUCGACGUAUAGUAAUAGACUCACCGAUGUGGAUCACUUUUUGAAGAGGAAUGACGCUCUGCUGUUCUUCAUGUGCACAAACUUCUUUGUGACCUUUCUGUUAAAUUCCAACAGUCCACGGAUGAGUUCACUUUGCCAUGUUGCGUUACCACGGUAGCCGAGCUAGCGAGACCUGUGCAGUUCCCACACUUUCUUCUAAUCAGCCAAUAAGAAGUGCUCCAGGGCCCUGAACAUCAGGCUCCACUGCCGUAACAGUGCACUACACACGGGCAACUGUAUCUUGACUGUACUCCACCGAGCGGAAACAGAGGCACAAUGAACUAUUCGCACACAACAGCGCACUACUGAAAGUAGAGAAAUUGCAUUGAUUGGAUGAAAACUGCAGACAUCUCAGUGUGGACAAAGUUGAUUUUUAUAUUAUUUAUGCUCAACGACAUUUUUGACACAGGAAAACUGAAAAAAUAAAAUUAAAAAAAGGUUAGAAUCCUCCCCUGCACAGCAGCACCCUCUGAUAGGGCCGUGCCCCGAUGGCCCCUAAAUAUGCAAAGAUGCCAUUGUAUAUUAUACCACAGAAGCAGCAUGUUGCACAGCCAUUCUUUCUACUGUAGCUCACACAUGACAAACUAGCAGUAACCAAAGGUGUAAAGACAAUCAGUGGUAGGACAGAGAGAGAUCAGUUGUUGUUUGUGCACAAACAAAUAAAGUUUUUAAUCUCAAAUAUUUGACAAAUAUCACAGGAACAUUAAUCCAAGUUUUAGAAAAAAACAAACACAAGGACAAAAAACAAGAUCAGGACAAGAAUCAGGUUUAUAUCAGUGUUUUCAUUCAUAGAUUGAUGACAAAUUUAUGCCUGAAGAUUGACACUGAAGUUUUGAGUUUUCUGCUGGACGUGUAAAAGACGGUUUAUUAAUUCCAAGUUACUUUAGUUUACAGAGGAAUGAGAAAUAAGUGAGAAGUCUGAUGUCCAAUCAGAAUUCUGAGAUGAAAAUUCAGAUUUAAAAACCUCCAUUUCUUUUUUAAGAGGUCUUUUUCCUCUUUUGGUUCAUAUUACAUUCUGCUCAUAUAAAUAAAAAAUAUUAUUGUCGUAUCACAUGAGAAGAAACCCUCAGACACACGAAAUAAAUCACACAAAGCGUCACUGAUAAAAAUGCAGUUUGUUUAUUUCAAGCAUUACAAAUGUGCAGCACUCAUAUCCUGACAAAGAACAGUUUUUUUUCUUUACUUGCAAUAAUAGGUGAAACAGCAUGAAAUCUGCAUCAGAGGCGAGUACUGUACUCGUCCUGCAGACGCACACUUCCACAACCAAAUCCAGAUCUUGUUAAAGAACAUUUACUAAUCACACAGCUGCUAAUUUAGAUGAAGCUUGUUACAAUCAAUCAGUGUUUGUCUGAUCUACCUGAAAUAUCAGAAGUCUGCCUCUACUCUGGGUACUGUUUCGAUAAAUUAGUUCAGUUAUAUGGAAUGUAACAUCUGAAUAUUUCAGAAAUAUAGCUACACUGAGGAAAUAUGUAAGGUCCAAUAAUAUGUGUAUGUUGUUUGUAUUGUUCUAGUUUUGUUGUUUUGUUUUUGUCUUGUUGGCUGUUGUGAGUUGUUGUUGUUAUCGACGUUUUCUUUGUGUUGGUGGCGUGAUGUUUUCUGUGGCUGUGCACUACAGUGGAGAGGUAAUUGUAAAUGUAGACUCCAGGAAGAAAAGCAAUGGCCUAAGCAAAAGCUAAUGGAGAUCUAAAUAAAUGAAAAAAAAAAAAAAGAAGUGUCAUAAAAGCUGCAGAUCCCUGUCCUCAGGGUGCAUUCAGCUUAGCAGUUUGAGCUAUUUACAGGAUCUUAGGUAGAAAAUAAGACGUUUAUUUCCUGCUCUUGACUUUCACCACGAUGUGAAUGCUGAUAAUGACACACACCAUGAUGAUCAGACCAGCAGAGACAAUAAUCUUCACUGUGCACAGAGAGGUGCUAACAGGAACGUCUUUGAUAAAACCUGAAAAACAACGAUAAGAAAUAAAGGGUUAUGCACUAAGAGUGGGGUCAGAAAAAUCCCUAAAAUGUUCAGACUUACCCAGAACUGUGACGUUGUAUUCAGCUGCAUUUGCGGCAUCAUCACUGAAAACACGAGCUCUGUAACGUCCACUGUCCCUCUGUGUCACGUUCUUCAACAGCAGAGAGAAAUUCAUCCCAAAAAAUUCAACCCUUCCUGAAUAACUGCUGAAAAUGACAGGCCCCAUUUCAGAAAAUCUAGCGAUGUAUUUUGUGUUAUUUACUCUCCAUAAUAUUUGAUCUUUCCCUUUUAGAGUCACAUUUGUUUGGACGUCCAGGAGUAGAUCCUCUCCUGUUUGCACCAACACCGGAGUCACUGCAAAACAAGAGCAGAGACACACUUGAAACUCCUCAUGAAGUCAACAAACGCUAGAUCUACACAGGAUUUGAUCUACACAUAAUUUUAUUUUUAGCUCAAACACAACCUUGAAAACUUUCUGACCUUAUAUCCUAUGACCCUUUAUCUUUACUACACUGUAUUUUGCUAAAUGCCUAUCAUUAUUAUUAUUAUAAAUAGUUAUCGAAUAAUAGGUUAAAGUGCGACCGUCUAAAUUCCGUCUAAAAAUAUACAGAAUCUAGACGGUUGAAAUUAGGUCUAUAAAAAAAAUAGAUGUCUAAUAGCCGUCUAUUGCUCAGUGGGAAGAUACUGUGCUGUUCUAUCCUUUUUUCAACUGGUGAAAUUUGGCAUCAGAAGUAAUGCAGGAAUGUCAAGGCGAUAACACCUUUCUUGCAUUUUAACUGUUUAAAGUCUCAAACAUGCAUAAAGACUCCAGACACGUUUACUGCCAUAAAAUGAGACUACUGUGAUUGCCUCUCUGAGAUACGACAGAUAUAUGUGAAUAUUCGCCUCUUACCUUUAGCCUCUACGCAAAGCAGCAGUCCCAGAACCACGAAGACGGACAUCAUGAAAGCUGUGCUGUCCUGAUGGCUGAGCUGAGCGUAUGUUUCAUGGUAAAAACUCACCACAGGAUGCCAAACCCACAAAGAUUAUCAGAGGAACUUAGGGCGUGAAUUUCCUUCAAUCAUGAGCAGCUUCUUUACAGCUGUAUCUUUAAGUCAGGUUCAAGUUCCUGAAGUGGAUUUUCAAGAUACUGCUGAUGGUUAAGUGAGGUCAGUGUCUGUUCUGUGUUAACUCUUGUGAUCGGAGCGUUAAGUUAGUUUGUGGAUGAUUUGAAUGUGAAAAUUAGUAAAGAAAUGAAAAACAAGAGAAACUAUAAUCUGGUGCAUCAAAACUAAAAGGCUUCUUUAAAAUCUUACAUUUAAAUCCACUAAAACCAGAUCCUUUUACUCGUUGUCUGCGAGUUAAAUCCUUUGAAUGCAUGCAACAUGAGGUCAAGUGUGGCUGUUCCCUUUACAGAGUCAUCAUUAGCACUCUGCAUCAGCCUGCUCAAGUUUGCACCUUUCUGCUCAGACGACAUCCAGGCAGCGCAAUCAGCACAGCGCCUCUUUAACACAGAAAAUGAGAGGCUGCAGGUCCUCCAAAAUACUGAAUUUGUGAUAAAUUUUUACCCUUUCUGUGAGAAUAUAUUUCAAUAAAAAACUAUCAGUGGAGAGUCCCAAUCCUUUCGCAAGUUUGUGAGUCAGUUUGUGUGCAGUUUCCACCACCCACCCAGCGCAGAGAGAUGAAGAAAAAAGGUUGGUAGGGUUUUUGUCAUGAGGGGGGAAAGGGGACUUCCAAAGACACAAAUGUUUUCUGUACAUACAAAAAACAUGCAGUUAAUAACCCUAAAAUACUACUUUUUUAAAAACCUCGCCCAAAAUUUCUAUGAUGGUUUCAUUGUCGAAAGAAGAGCAAAGGAAGCUGAGGUUCAGAUUAGUCCUACGCCCGGGUUUGUAGGCCUUUUUGAGACAGCAUCAAACAGGAAACUUUUUUUUUGGUAGGUAAAGCGCUGCUGUGACAUUAAAAAUAACCUCAGACUGAACCUGCUCCGUCUAUUCCCACAACAGUUUCAAGAGCACACAGUCAAUUCACAACCCCGGCAUGGUUUGGCUAGAGGCAGCAGCUGCUCUUUGUGCAAGGAGCAGCUGCAAAAUGAGCCUCGGCUGGCUACUGGUGUGCACAAAAGUAGACGGGCUCAUUGGACUCCCUACAGGGGACAGCACACAGGAGCUGCAGUGAUGAAGCAGGUUUAACUUCUUCUUUCCCAGUGAAUCCCUUUGAAUCCAGGUCUUACUAGGUUCCUGAUUUGAUUAUUUUUACGCCACUUUAUUCUUUACAAUUUACACAAUGAAAAAAGUUUGUAAAAAUCACAAUAGCCUAAAUCUGCUCAUCGCACAAUGAUGCAGGAGAAUGCUCAGUAUUGAUUUUGUUGGCUCAAGGUUCUAUCCUAGGACCACUUUUGUUUACCCCAUACCUGCUUCCACUUGGCCACUUACUGAGGGUGGUUUUUACUGUUAUGCAGAUGACAUAAGGAUUCAAAGGAGUCUAAUUUGUCUUUCUAGUCAGGAGAAAAGAACGAAACUAGAACUGAGGACCUGUUACCAGCCAUAAAGACAACAAUAUUUGCAGCACGCCUUAACCUAAAUAAAAAUAAAAGUUAGUGGCGAACCGUGAGCUCCACAGCUGGGCCCUCACCUCAGCCAUCACCACAAUAAAACUCUCCGCCAGAAGAAACCAACAGGACAUGAACUCCAAGAUAACUGGAAGUAAAUUAGGCUACAUAGUUGAAAUCAAAUAAACACAAUAAAAAGCUAAAAUCUGAUAAUAUAAAAUUAGGUCACACAGAAUGACAUAUCUGAGAAUAUCACCCAGUGACUCUGUUGAAAUUACAGCCUAUAAUUUUACCAUAUAAAACAAAUUAAAGUCUUAAUUUACAUUUAUAAGUUCCACAACAACACCUUCUUAAUUCUCUACUGAGUAGGAAGCACAAAGGAGGGCAAGAGGGAAAUUAGACAUUGAAUUAGAGGCAAUUUGCGCUGGACUUUUUACAAGCAACAUCCGCAAUGAAGACAAAUAACUAAAUAACUGAAUAAUCCUUUGGUCCGCAAUAUUAUCCCAUGUGAAUAAUUAUUAAGCUGGUUAUAACAGGCCUACCUUACCAGAUGAAAACUUUGUCCAUUCGUCGUGCCCGUCUUAGUUAAUGAAGCGGACGAUGGCAGCUGAUAAUUCCACCUUGAAAUCCACUUUUUAAACCUUUUCUUGUAAGUCUAAUUCUCGAGUUGGUCUUCCGUUUUUCAUUAUUUGCGGGUUUUCCGUGAAGGGCCGACUUGAAAAAGACGAUGCUAAACUAGCCAAACCGUCGCUCUCGUUCGCGGCAAUUUGAAUCUUCCGCUCUAACGGCCGUGAUAAGAUGACGUUGGUCAGACUUCAGGAAGGCUCGAGGGUCUCUUUUUUGUCCCGCCCACGUAAAAUCCAAUCCCGAUUGGGAUUCACUCUCCAACCCUAAAUACGUAGCUUUGCCUUUGCCUUUGCCCUUACGCACGCUGUUAGCCAAUGGAGACCGACGUCCGCACAUGGCGGCCAUCUUGCUAUAGGCAGCUCGUCCACUUACAACAUUACAGUCUACGGUGCAUGUAUCAGUUAAAUAACCAUAGAUUGCUCAAUUUGAAACCGAUUUUCGAACGGUUUGGUUUGUAAAAAUCUCAGAGUUUUAGUAAUGUUGCUGCAUACUCAAAAAUAAUUUAACCAUGGCAUUUCAUAAAUAAAUGUUUAUCAAGUAGGUAGAGCAAUAGCUAUAGGCCUACACACACAGCAGAUAUUUUAAAUCAUUUAACAUUUAAUCAUUCCACGUAUGUUAUAUUAGUAAUAUUUCUAUUAUAGGGAUAACUGUAAUAACAUAUGACAAUAACAUAUGUAUUUAUAAGGCUGUCACUUAGAUGAAAAAUAUAGGCUGUCAUACAAGAAAUUAAAAUCUCGAUUGUGGUCUCAGCCUUGACAACUCACGCAAAGCAGCUCAAAGUUAAUCCUCUGGGAUUAAUAAAGUAUCUAUCUAUCUAUCUAUCUAUCUAUCUAUCUAUCUAUCUAUCUAUCUAUCUAUCUAAAUAGCCGUGAAACAACUGUGCUGCACAAUUAAGCCCUUUUUCCUCAAAAAAAACUGCCAUUUCAGUUGUCCAAGCAUUCCGACUCAGAAAACAGAACCAUUUAUAAAUCUGUCAAGAUUUCAACAAGUUGAGAAUAUUUUUGAUCAUGCAGAUUACUCAACUUCUGUCAGGUACCAUAGAGCAUACCAGAAUGGUAAACCGGAGUAAGAUGGCUGCCGUGUAGGGAUGCCAGUGACUCAGUUUCUAGCUGUCUAGCCUUUCUUAUAGAUAAAUAUGUUUAUAGAAAUGAACAAUUGUCUGCCAGGAUUUCUGACUGUAGGCUUAGCUUCAAAACAUACAUGAGAAAAAAAAAUAUUAAUUAUAGUGUAUUAGAUAAAAUGAGAUGAAAAUUGUAGGCCCUGAAGGUUCCCCUCUGAUAACAAUACUAUUUACAAUUAUGUUCAUCUAAACACUGGAGUACAAAACAGCAGAGGUGGAUGCAAACAGGCUUAUAACACCUGCCCAUAGAAAGUCUACAGCCUUACAACCACAGUGAGACUCUAGGAUCCUCCAAUCAGACAUCAGUGUGAGAAAUUUCAGCUCUAUAUGAUAUGACCACUUCCUCUCUUAAUCACUCAAGUAUUAUGGCUCUGAAGCUGCUUCUUCUCUCUUUGUCUCUGCUGCAUUUGAGCCAAACACAAAGUAAGUUUAUUUAUCUUGUUUCCCUUUUUAGUAAGUUGUUCUGCUGUAUUUUGAAAUGAUGAAAUACUGAGAAAAUAUUGAAUGCCUCAAGAGGACUUUUUACCAAGACAGUCUGAAUAUCAAACUGAACUUUACAAAAAAUUAGGAUUAUAAGUAUAUUAGUCACAGCCUGCUAAAGAAUUUGUGUUUUAAAUUCACUUAAAAACACUGCGAUGCAGUCAAACGCAGAAAAUGCAACUGCUAUCAGGGUCUUAAAUGGUCAUUUUUUGGGGUAAGGGUACAGAAACAAGAAGGAUCCGCCUCGUGUCGCUCUUGGUCCUCACCACCAUCUUUUGUUUUGAAUGAAAACCCAUUUUCAACCUUCUUCAAUGAUACAAAUCUUAUUUCUUUGUUUUGUAUUCGAGUUUUAUUUUCUGUGUAUUCUCCCUUGUGUUCCCUGUGUGUCAUUAUUACUGGUGAUUUCUGUGUCAUGUUUCCAGUAACUAUUAUUUUCUGUGUAGUCUUAUUUUACUUCCUUGGUUUUCCCUCCUUUUUCAAUAACUCGUUAGUCUCACCUGUUGCCCGUUUCUCAGUGUGUAUAUAAUCUGUCUCUUUCGCUCUUUCUGUGUUGUUUUUAAUUUAGCUUUGUCAUUUCCGCAAAGCGACAGAAGCCGAUCUCAUGAAUAAUGUUUGAUCGCAUUGACAGGCAGAGCCCUCUGAGGUAGGGGGAAGUAUUUAGGGCCACAGAGAGUGCGUUUUCAUGAAACAAAGGUCAUGAACUUCACUAAAGAAAUAUAGCAAGCUUUUUUACUUUCAGUUGAGGCUGUGACCUUGACCACAAAAACAUGACAAGCAACUGUUUCUCAUGAGAAUUUGUCUCAGCAGGAUGUGGCAACCGAUCUGUCUGUCUGUCUGUCACCUUGUUUCAUUGACUCUCUUCCUUAAUGUGGGUUUAUUCUUCUGCUCAGUGCGACACAUUUUUCUUUUUGCAUUUCACAGGUACAAGAAAGGAUUGCAUUUACUUCAGAAGAGCAAUAAUCCAUUUUUUUUUUCUGAAUGGACAUGAUAAUUCUCUCAGAAUUUUGAGACAUUUCGUGGUCGUCAUCAAUAUGCGACAAACGUCACCAUUGUACGAGACCACAAACACCCGGAAAGCAAUUUGUGCUUUGUGCGCAUGCGGGUCACUUCACGGACGCAUUCCAUUCACAUUAGAUGCAGCAUUCGUUGUUGUAAUGGGAACGACCACACAAAAAGAUCAGAUUUAACAAAAAAUAUGAAUUAUGCAUCAUAACCUGCAGUAUAACCAUAGUCUUGUAUGACAGAAAUUCUGCCAAAAAAAGGUCACAAACGCCCUCAGAUUUUCCCUAAAUUCAAUCUUUCAUUCUCUGUAUGUAUUUUCUCUGUUACUCGAGCCCGCCACACAGUCUUGAGGCGACUCCUGUAUCCAUUUCUGGUAUCGCCACAAUUAAUUACAGGUUAUUUUAAUGUGUUUUUAAGAUGAUAACAGGCUCAGGAAAUCAUAAUGGAUCCAUUGACAUUCUGGAAAUGCACUAAUUAUCGCCACAAAGUUGACUGUCUUACCACGAAAUAUAAGGAUUAUAUAUGAGAUUGUACCCAUGAUGCUGAGACAUUUAUGAACAUGAUAAACCUAUAAAUGAAACAUACGUCUUAAAUAUAAUCAGAGCUAAUAUCUGGCUGACAUUAUUGAAUGCUAAAUUGCUGAUGUUAGCUUAAACCAUUCUUAAACUGGUCUUAGGUAGUCAGUUCUCCCCCCACUCCAAGUCAGGUGAUAAUUUAAGGUUACACAAUCCCUUUCACAAACACAUAUGGGAUCGUGGUAAUAUAAAGACAGGAUUGCAGUUGUUCUAACACAGAGAUAAUUUUGUUUUCAUCUUUUCCAGCUGACAGAAAGAGAACUGAUGUGUUUGUGCAGACGGGCAAGGACAUACGACUGGAUGUCGAGGCACGUGAACUAUUCGAAACUGAAUAUUUCGCAUGGAAUGUCAACAGAUAUACACCUAUUGCAAAUUUAUAUUAUAACGGUGGUUGGGAGAUAGUCACUAAAUAUAAAGAAAGAGCUGAAUUUUUCCCUCUGAAUCACUCUUUAUUGUUGAAGAAUGUGACAAAGAGCAACACAGGGGAUUACAUGGCAGAAAUUCGAGGGAACAGUAACAAAGUGUUACUUGAAUAUAGGGUCACAGUUCUGGGUAAGUUCCUGAACACUGUUAACACUGACACAGAGGAGAUCAUGUUUCAAAACUCUUGUUUGCACUUACUUUCCUACUCUCACAGAUCCAGUAUCUCCAGUGAGUCUGACUGUGAACUGCAGCUCAGACUCCUCCAACCUCACAGUGACCUGCAGCAUUCAGGACUCUCUUAUCAGAGCAACUUUCACAUGUGACAACCAAACCUGUUCUGAAGAGAGAGGAGACAGAGGAGAGUUUGCCACACCUGGGACCUCUCUCAGAGUCUAUCUCGGAAAUGGCUCAGUCAUCUGUAACCAUAGCAACGAGGUCAGCUGGGAAAAAGACAUCAAGAAGAUUGAAGACUUUUGUGAAAGGGGUGGAGGUAAGACUCAGAGACUAAACAAUCUGACAGGAAUUCACACUGUAGUUUGAAGCCUCAGUGAAAAUGAUAUGUAGUUUGCUGUUCAUGUGUUCAGUGUGUUUUGGACGUUGGUUAGCAAAGAGGUGCCCAGGUGGCGAAAACAACGUGCAGGUUAAGCUCAGCUGGUGUUGUCUUUGCAUUUUUACAACUCAGUUUUGUUUGAGAUGAUGGAAAAGAGAUCAUCCAGAGAAAGGUGGUAACUGUGAUCACCAUCAUUAAUCACCUAGAAUGACAUUACAAUAAGACUGUUGGACUCGAAAAGCAAAAGCUAACAAACCUUUUCUAAUUUUUAAAUUUGGCUUUUUUUAUUUUUAACAGAAUCUAAACCUUCUACAGGCAGCAUUACCAUCCCUGUGAUUGUUGUCACCAUCCUUGUUGUUGUUCUGCCCACUGGAGCAUUACUGUGCUAUCUUAAAUGGAGAAAAGAAAGGUAA